Molecule: messenger RNA, 1938 nt
Organism: Trichoderma asperellum CBS 433.97
Lineage: Eukaryota; Fungi; Ascomycota; Sordariomycetes; Hypocreales; Hypocreaceae
Source: RefSeq, a predicted model, not a curated record
AUGUCGUUCAUGGGAGGCGCAGAGUGCUCGACAGCUGGUAACCCCUUAAGCCAGUUCCAGAAGCACGUUCAAGAUGAUAAAACACUACAGCGAGACCGCCUCGUCGGUAGAGGGCCAGGUGGUCAGCUAGGCGGCUUCCGUAGCUCGCCUGCUAACGCUCCCCAGGAUGAGAUGAUGAACGGUUUCCUCAAUGCUGGCCCUGGCCUUCAACAAGAGUUUCCUACUUUACAAGGCGGACCUGCUGGCCAGCUUGCCCCUGCACCACCACGAGCGCAAUCAGUGUCGCCAUCAUGGGCACAAGACUUCAACGCCCAGCAGCCCGGCAUGGAUGCCUUCGCACCAGCAAGGCCUCUGUUCAGCCCCGAAGAGUUUGCUCGCUUUCAACAGUCAAACCCGGCAGCCGCUGCCGCAAUGGCGCCACAGAUGAGGGGUGACAUGUCUUCUGCGAUGGCCCAACGACCGAUGAUGGGCAUGAACAUGGGCAUGAUGGGCAUGGGAUAUGGUCUUGCUAACCAGUCAAUGAUGCAACCGAUGUAUCAGCAACAGCAGCCUAUGCAGCAGCAACAACAGGACCUGAAGGGCAAGGGUAAGAUGGUUGAGUUGGACGACAGCAAGUGGGAAGAGCACUUUGCUCAACUCGAACUCCAGGACAAGGAAGAGGCCAAGGAAGCUGAGAAGCAGGCGAACGCCGCCGAGGGAGAGUUGGAGCAGAUGGACAACCACCUCCAAUCGGAAACUAAUGAGUUUGGUGAUUUCGAAUCUAUCUGGAAAGGAAUCCAAGCUGAAACUGCUGCUGCUAGAUCGAUGGUGAACGACCAACAAUACUUUGACCAAUUUGAUACCGAGUGGGGCCAGGAUCUCAUGCCUGACUUCAAUGGCGUGAACGACUGGGGACGAUUCGCCGACCCGAUUGUCGAGAAAUACAUGUUUGAGGAAGAGAACAUCUUCCGUGAGCAGAAGAAUGCCUUUGCCGAAGGUGUUCGUGUUAUGAAGGAGGGAGGUAACUUGUCCCUGGCAGCCCUGGCGUUUGAGGCUGCUGUUCAGCAGAACCCAGACCAUGUGGAGGCCUGGGUAUACUUGGGCUCUGCUCAGGCCCAGAACGAAAAGGAGACGGCGGCUAUUCGUGCCUUGGAGCAAGCCUUGAAGCUCGAUCCUAACAACCUCGAUGCCAUGAUGGGCCUGGCUGUUUCAUACACCAACGAAGGCUACGAUAGCACAGCAUACCGCACACUCGAGAGGUGGUUGUCUGUCAAAUAUCCCAACGUUCUCAGUCCUGCAGAUCUUCAUCCUGCCGCUGAUAUGGGAUUCACUGAUCGCCAGCAGCUGCAUGACAAGGUCACCAGCCUCUUUAUCAAGGCCGCCCAGCUUAGCCCCGAUGGCGAGCACAUGGACCCCGAUGUCCAAGUCGGACUUGGUGUAUUGUUCUACGGAGCGGAAGAGUACGAUAAGGCAGUGGACUGCUUCCAAUCAGCCCUUCACUCUUCGGAGCUGGGCACCACGAACCAACAGGAGCAACUUCACCUCCUUUGGAACAGGCUUGGUGCUACCCUCGCCAACAGCGGAAAGUCAGAAGAGGCCAUUGCCGCUUAUGAACAAGCUCUGUCUCUGGCGCCCAACUUUGUCCGCGCUCGUUACAACUUGGGUGUCAGCUGCAUUAACAUCAACUGCCAUCAGGAAGCAGCAUCCCACUUCCUUGCUGCUCUUGACAUGCACAAGACUAUUGAGAAGUCUGGCCGCAGCAAGGCAUACGAAAUUCUCGGCGACGGUGCUUCCGGCCAAAUCGACCAGGCUCUUGACAGAAUGUCUGCUCAGAACCGCAGCAGCACCCUGUAUGAUACCCUGAGGAGGGUGUUUACGCAGAUGGGCAGGAAGGAUCUUGCCGACAAGACGAUUCCUGGCGUCGACCCUGAUAUUUUCCGACCCGAGUUUGAGUUUUAG